CAUGGAGCCAAGUGACGGCCAGGCUGAAUAUGUACAGUUCUCCAAGGAGAAGUACCUGCUGGAGUCACCUCCGGAGAAACUUCGCAAGGAGCUGGAGGAUGAGCUGAAACUGAGCCCUGCUGACAUCAGGAGCCAUGGCUGGUACCAUGGGCACAUACCCAGAGAGGUGUCAGAGACUCUGGUUGUGCGUAACGGAGAUUUCCUGGUGCGGGACUCUCUGACCAGUGUGGGCGACUAUGUUCUGACCUGUCGAUGGAGCAAUGAGGUGAUGCACUUCAAGAUCAGCAAAGUCCUGGUCAAAUCCAAUGAGACCAAGGUGCAGUACAUGUUGGAGACGGACAGCUUCGACUCGGUCCAGGAGCUUGUGCGUUUCUACAUCGGCCAGCGCAAACCGGUCUCCCAGUCCAGCGGCGUCCACAUCUACUGCCCGGUGAGCAGGACCCUCCCCCUGCGCUACCUGGAGGCCACCUUCUCACUGGCCCACAGCAAGCAGGGCUCCGCCUACUCGCCGUCCAGUCAGAGGGGAGCGUACAUCAAGAGGCGCAGCGUCACCAUGAACGACGGGCUGACCACGGAGAAGAUGAUGCCUCACAGCCCGUCGACGAUCCACCACCACAAAGACGCAAUGCGGAACUGUGCGAUGAGCAUGGACCAGAUUCAGGAGUACCGCUGCCCCCUGUCACCCGUCGGGGAGACCCCACUCUCUCCUGCGUACAGUGCUAUCAACAGGCAGAGAGCCCUCUCAGGCGGGCGCGUCCUGGCCGUCAUCCCCCCCUCCCCAGUGAUGCGUCACUGCAGCGACCCUCAGCUCAGCCCCAUGGUCGGCGCCAACCCUCCGGAGCAUCCCGCUCACACCUCGCACUCGGCGCACUCCUCACCCGCCCACCGCUCCGGCUACCAAUCCCAUUCCUCGGAGACGGCGGGGAGCUACUGUGACCUCAGACCUUGCCCGGGACCCCCCAAGCCCCCGGCCAAGGGCUACGUGGAGCGGUUGCGGGUCGAGGAAGGGAGGGAGGCGGCAGCGAAGGAGGAAGGAGAUGGGAUGCUCUGCACUCCACAGGUGGAGAGGACGUCCUCGUUCAGGCCGUCCAGGUACGAGUCGUGCCUCAUGCCCGCGGAGAACAAGCCUCUGGAGAUGUCGGUGCUGAAGAGAGUCAAAGAGCUGCUGGCGGAGGUCGACGCCAGGACGGCGGCCAAACACAUCACCAUGGUGGACUGCACGGUGGCCAGAAUAUUGGGCGUAACCUCAGAGACGCAAAGGAUGAUGGGAGUGUCGUCAGGCCUGGAGUUACUGACGCUGCCACACGGACACCAGCUGAGACUUGACCUACUGGAGAGGUUCUACACCAUGUCCAUCAUGAUGGCGGUGGACCUGCUCGGCUGUACUGGAAGCACGGAGGAGAGAGCGGCCCUGCUUCAUAAAACCAUCCAAUUAGCAGCCGAGCUUAAAAGCAACAUGGGGAACAUGUUUGGCUUCGCUGCUGUGAUGAGAGCCCUGGAGCUGCCACAGAUUUCCCGCCUGGAGCAGACGUGGGUGACGUUACGGCAGAGACACACAGAGGGCGCUAUUCUAUAUGAGAAGAAACUCAAACCUUUCAUGAAGAAUAUGAACGACGGCAAAGAGUCCGGUGCUCUGUCCAACACGUCCUUCCCACACAUCAUCCCCGUCCUGUCCCUGCUGGAGCGCGGCCUGGCUCUCGGGGAGGCGCUGGAGCCGUGGGAGAGUGCCGAGGUCGGAGUGGACGUGGUCAUGUACCACCUGGAGGCAGCUCGCACCAUCGCACAUCACGGGGGAAUCUACAGAAACAACACUGAGGGCAAACUGCAGGGCCUCCAGGAGCAAUCAGAAAUACACGAGAUCUUCCAGACGGAGUUCCAGAUGCGCCUCCUGUGGGGCAGCCGCGGCUCCGAGGGCAGCCAAUCAGAGCGCUACGAGAAGUUCGACAAGGUUCUCACUGCCCUGUCCCACAAGCUGGAGCCUGCCGUGCGCCACAGCGAGCUAUAACACUCACCUCAGUGCCCGUCAUCAGAAAAAAAAAUGAACCCCCCCAUCUGCACUCCCUACUCAUAGUCGUACGGCCUUGUUUUGCAUUGCAGAGGAUGAUGUGGAAGAGUCCAGUAUGAACGCUGGGAGGGGUCAGUGAACGAAGAGGCAGCUACGUGUGCGUUGAGCACUGGGAACACAGGAAAGAGGGUUAUGCACUUGUAAUGUGUUGCACUGACUGUGGACUCCAAACACUCCCUGUGGAUUUUCCUCACUUCAAAAAAUGUAAAGGGCAACAAAGAGGAUACAAGAGGAGAAGAAUACAGGGGGAGACGGGUGACUCACUCCUGUGCUUGGUACAAAUGGUCACAUGUACGGUGUCCC
Messenger RNA from Limanda limanda (common dab), 2368 nucleotides. RefSeq names its product SH2 domain containing 3Ca (gene sh2d3ca). Gene Ontology annotation, molecular function: guanyl-nucleotide exchange factor activity; phosphotyrosine residue binding. NCBI's taxonomy places the organism in Eukaryota, Metazoa, Chordata, Actinopteri, Pleuronectiformes, Pleuronectidae. The coding region runs from base 2 to 2005 and encodes 667 amino acids. The record is from RefSeq and is a predicted model, not a curated record. The transcript has 12 exons. Gene Ontology annotation, biological process: small GTPase-mediated signal transduction; positive regulation of peptidyl-serine phosphorylation.